UUCAAGAACUUUCUGUACAAUUCUGGUACAACUUGGAUCUUCAAUCCGCCACAUUCAUCCCACAUGGGUGGAGCCUGGGAAAGAAUGAUUGGUAUCGCAAGGAGAAUACUUGAUUCUAUGCUUAUCAACGCAGCUGGAAGGAGUCUUACGCAUGACGUUCUAAAUACAUUCAUGGCAGAAAUUUCAGCAAUAAUCAAUUCAAGACCUCUGGUACCAGUAUCAACAGAUCCAGAGAAUCCGCUAAUCUUAACACCAGCUAUGUUAUUGACACAAAAGACCGAUUACAUCUUCACUUCAGAUCAGCUUGGAGAAUUCGACAAACGGGAUCUAUGUCUAGCCGAAUGGAGACGUGUACAGGCUCUGGCCAGUGUUUUCUGGUCCCGUUGGAGGAAAGAGUACCUGCCGUUACUACAACCACGACGAAAAUGGACCGAAGAUCGCCAUGAUCUUAUCAAGGGAGACGUUAUUCUCCUAAAGGACAAAAACCUUUGCCGUACUCAAUGGCCAAUAGGAGUUAUACUAAAAUCGUUUAAAGGUUCCGAUGAACAUGUCCGGAAAGCAGAAGUACGAAUAAUCGUAAAUGGAAAAGCAUCCGUCUACACACGACCGAUUGUGGACAUGAUUCUUCUCAUCGAGAAUGACUGUGUAUAAUUAAUUUUAUAGUGAUACUUUGGACUCAUAUAAUCAGAUAUUCAAGUGUGUGAUAUAUUUGAAAUAGUGAUAUCCGUUAGACAUCAGACGGGGAGUAUUCUGUUCCACAUUUAAUGUUUAUUACAUGUUUUCAUUUUUAUCCGGAACAAAUUGAACUGGACCGUUUUCUUAAAUCACCGCAUUUAUCGACCACCUUUAAUUUAUGUGACACCGUCCGCAUCAAUAUUUCAACGCAUGGAAAAUGGACGACUUUUCUACUUUCUGAGGAAAUCGAGACAUACCACUGUCAAUUUACCAAUCUACUGACUACUUGUAACCUUUCUGGUGGAAUAUAUUAAUUACAAUUUAUCAAAACAAGUUGUGUUCGUUAUAUAUUCAUCGAGAUUGCGAUUGCAGUCACCUGGUUAAACUAGUUGAGUCCGGCUCAG
This is a messenger RNA of Mytilus trossulus (common blue mussel), 1079 nucleotides long. RefSeq lists its product as uncharacterized. Lineage: Eukaryota; Metazoa; Mollusca; Bivalvia; Mytilida; Mytilidae. The record is from RefSeq and is a predicted model, not a curated record. Bases 64 to 651 code for a protein of 195 amino acids. The transcript has 2 exons.